Molecule: messenger RNA, 150 nt
Organism: Ambispora leptoticha
Lineage: Eukaryota; Fungi; Glomeromycota; Glomeromycetes; Archaeosporales; Ambisporaceae
Source: the annotation of a GenBank genome assembly
AUGGAAAAUGGGUCGGGAUUCUACAGCUUCCAGCAAGAUAUCAAUGAUGGACCGUUGUGCAUCGGAAACGAUCCCAUAAUGGGCCGAUUUUCACAAUUUAAAAUGGAAAAGAAUCGUCAUAAGUGGGUUGUUCGCGGAACUUCUUCGUGA